GUCCCUUCCUUCCCUCCCUUGCUCCGCAGCAGCAGCAGCAGGACAGAGGUAGUUCAGUUUUUGAAGCCGUGGCAUGAAUGAUCUCAUCUGAACCUGAUCUCCGCUUUCCCUGCCGUCGAUCCUAUGACCGAGACGGGAAUAAAAUAACACAAACACGAGUUUUUGGCUUCAAAAUCUUGCACAACACUCCUGCAGUCUUACAGUGUGUUAAUUUGGUGAUGGAGUCUUGCCUCAGACUGGCCUAAAAUGGGCAGAAAUGGUGCUGAACAAAAGCUGCUUGUCACUCGUACAAAAGUACUUGAAGCGUUGCAGCCGGGACCGAGCUGCAUUUCUAUUGCCUGUGCCUCUCAACAGGAAAGAGAGACAACAUGUUCCCGAAGGGCACCAAGCGCAAGUUCUCAGACCCCGGAGAGGAACCGGUCUCCGAGGAGGACCAGGUCCCGGUGACUCCAUCUGUGGCGGCCCGGACGCUGACGUCGGCAUACAGCCUACAGCGGCAGUCGCUGCUUGACAUGUCGCUGAUCAAGCUGCAGCUCUGCCACAUGCUGGUCGAGCCCAACCUAUGCCGCUCGGUGCUCAUAGCCAACACAGUGCGGCAGAUCCAGGAGGAGAUGACCCAGGACGGCACCUGGCAGAUAAUGACCCAGGCGCUGGCAGCCGCCCAGUGUCCCGCAGACCGCCUGGUGGCCACAGAGGUGCUGUGCCGGCAGACGGACCCGGCGGGGCAAAGCCCGAAGCCCUGCUCAGGGGCCGGCCUGGAGGAAGGCUACCACGCUGAGGAGGUGGUGAUGGAGGGAGACGUGGAGACAGAGGUCACCAUGUCCACUUUGUCGCCCGUCUCCCCCCAACUGUCCUCGGCCUCGUACCUCGCAGGUCCCUUUGGCAUGGGACCCUGCUGGGAGGAGGACGAAGAAGAUGGCGAGUGCGAGGAGGAUGAAGAGGACGACAGCGAGGAGUGUGCGUCUGAGAGUGAAGAGGGGGACCGGGACCACCUGAGCCCAGACACCAGGACAGGGGAGCAGGUUUUUGGGACUUUUGAGAUCAAACACCCAGCGCCGCCCCCUGACCCUGCCCUCGAGGAACUGUUUUCAGACGUGGACCCGUCCUACUACGACCUUGACACGGUGCUGACAGGCAUGCAGAGUGCUCCUAAGAUGGGGCCUUACGAUCUGCUGGAGAGCCUUUCCUCUCACGGGCCCACAGCCCUCAGCUCCAGCUCGAGCUGCAGGUCAGACCUGAACGAACUGGACCACAUCAUGGAGAUCAUUGUGGGAUCCUGAAACUAAAAACAUUCCUCUGGCCUGUCAGAGCCCUCAGACUCUUUCCAGACUAUGCACAGUACACAUGUGCAUGUUCUGUAUGUGGUAUUGUUACACAUGGAGAUUGUUAGAGGUUUUGGGGACAAGGUAGGGAAUUAACAGCAAGCCAAGUAGAUUUUGGGAUCGGCUGUUAGAGGUGUAUUUAGUCUUCUAACGGCCACUUAGGCAAGUCGGCAGCUGCUGUUGGGACCCUCCUCUUUUAUUCAGAAAUUGGCAGUUAAAGUAGAGAUCAGAAAUGAAUGAAUUUUGGGAUUCACAAGCCACGUUGGUCUGUGGGUGAAGCGGUUAGUUUCCUACUUUGUUGAUGAAAUCCAAAACUUGACAAUACGUGUGAGAGAGGGCGAAGAUAAUUACCUAUACCAUGAUGCAUUCUUAUUUACGUACUUUCCAUGUUUACGUCUGUCAUACAUUCUGUUGUACUAGCUCCUUCUGGUCGUAUUCUCUGCCAUUCUGUCCAUUUUCUAUUUAUUGUAUCAUGGACUGAGGAACAACUCAUCACACUACAUGCAUCAGAAACAGAACAAAUUGUAAAUCCAAAUCUAUGAAUCAAUGCAUAUUUUCCUAAAGAUUUGAGCAAUUAUGAAUGGAAUAUAUGUAUAUGUACGUAUGUGUAUAUAGAAAUAUAUUUUUUGCAUUAUACAGCUGGGGGAUUUUGCAAGUAUCAUUUGAUAUUAAUUAUUAUUUUUCCCUCCCAAGCGGUUUUUAAGAUUUUAAUGUAGCCAGACUCGAGACAGUGUCUUCCCAUGGUUUGGUAAAAACAAGUCGACUGUAACAGGUUUCAGGACUGGCAUCGAAACACUUUUUCAAGGCGCUGUUCUUUCAUUUUCACAAAAGCUUUACGCACGGCAGGGAAAUAAUCGCCGGACACCAACCAAAUGCUGGAUAACAUUUGACUGUUUCUGUUAAGUUAACAGUAGCCAGUGGUAAAACGUAAGUCAUUUUCCUGCCCUGCUUUACAUACAGAUCUAAUAACAAUAAUAACAACAGCUUUUUUUCCAGAAGCAUUUUUGGAGAAAACCCCGGGGUGAUAACUGCAUCAAGAAGCCAUAUUUCUUUCUCUAAUUUGUUAGAACAACAAAUGAAAAGUUCUGUUUGUCAACUCAACCUAAUUUAUUGUUUUAUUUAUUGUAUUUAUUAUAUCUAGGUACCGACAUGCCAUAUUGACGUAUCAAUUCAACCACGAGGCCCGAUGAAAUUAUAUUUAUCCAAAUUUUCCCUCCGUUUUGAAUGCAGUACCUAUUUGUUACUCACAUUUUUUAUUAUUAUUAUUAGUAGUAAUAAUAAUAACCGGGUUACUAUUCAAAUCACUAUGCAGCUCUGUCAUACGUGUUUCAAAAUGAUUGUAUACGACUCAAUGUCCUUUAAUUCUUUUAUGCAAACAGUUGCCUUUUCUCCUAAAGAUGUGGAAAAAUCAAAUGCAUUUUUCAAAAAAUUGUUCAUUAUCAUCGUGAUGAAGAGAUUUAACUCAGGCAAACUAAAUGUAUUGACAAAAAUACAGUAUUACGACACGCUUAUUACCUUACCACAACACUCCUGAAGGAUGUCACUCUGGUCUGAAUGGGAGCUAGAACUUCAAAGACUAAUUACCGUUGUAAAAUGUAUGCAUUUUUUUAUAUUAAGGAAAAACAUUGUAGCAUCUUUGUAAAUAUUUUUUAUAAUAAAAGGUGCAACUAUUAAA
This is a messenger RNA of Trematomus bernacchii (emerald rockcod), 2997 nucleotides long. It is a transcript of the gene cdca4, whose product is annotated as cell division cycle associated 4. Gene Ontology annotation, cellular component: nucleus. The coding region runs from base 369 to 1280 and encodes 303 amino acids. Gene Ontology annotation, molecular function: transcription regulator activity. The record is from RefSeq and is a predicted model, not a curated record. NCBI's taxonomy places the organism in Eukaryota, Metazoa, Chordata, Actinopteri, Perciformes, Nototheniidae. The transcript is spliced from 4 exons.